Molecule: messenger RNA, 819 nt
Organism: Hydra vulgaris (swiftwater hydra)
Lineage: Eukaryota; Metazoa; Cnidaria; Hydrozoa; Anthoathecata; Hydridae
Source: RefSeq, a predicted model, not a curated record
AUGAAGUAUGGCUACGGUGGGUACGGAGGUUACGGUGGUGACUUGUACAACAAAGGGUACGGAUAUGGAAACAACUACUACAGUGACGAACCAAAAAUAGCUGUAAAAGAAGACCCCAUUUAUAACUCAAACAACAAAGUUUAUGGCUACGGUGGAUACGGAGGAUACGGAGGUGGAUUAUACAACAAAGGGUAUGGGGGAUACGGAUUUGGAUUAUACAACAAAGGGUACGGAUACGGAAACAACUAUUACAGCGACGAAUCAAAAGCUGUAAAAGAAGAUUCAACUUAUAAUUCUUACAACAAAGGGUAUGGUUACGGUGGAUACGGCGGAUAUGGUGGUGGGUUAUACAACAAAGGGUACGGAUAUGGAAGCAACUACUACAGUGACAAACCGAAAAUAGCUGUAAAAGAAGAUCCCACUUAUAAUUCAAUCAACAAAGGUUAUGGCUACGGUGGAUACGGAGGAUAUGGAGGUGGAUUAUACAACAAAGGGUACGGAGGAUACGGAUUAUACAACAUAGGGUACGGAUACGGAAACAACUAUUACAGAGACGAAUCAAAAGCUGUAAAAGAAGAUCCAACUUAUAAUUCUUACAGGUAUGGUUACGGUGGAUACGGUGGAUACGGUGGUGGCUUAUACAACAAAGGGUACGGAUAUGGAAGCAACUAUUACAGUGACGAAUUUAAAGCGGCUAUAAAAAAAGAUCCCACCUAUAGUUCAUACAAUAAAGGGUAUGGAUAUGGUGGAUAUGGAGGUUAUAGCGGAUCAUAUAAUAAAGGUUAUGGAUACGGAAAAUCUUAUUUCAAGGAUGAAUGA